Messenger RNA from Macrosiphum euphorbiae (potato aphid), 3141 nucleotides. The record is from the annotation of a GenBank genome assembly. NCBI's taxonomy places the organism in Eukaryota, Metazoa, Arthropoda, Insecta, Hemiptera, Aphididae.
AUGCCCGCGAGGAUGUGCACUGUGUCCUCUUCUAAUAUCAAUCCUCAUAAUAUAUCAAUACUCACCCACCCACUAGCUUCUCUCCCCGAUUUCGAACAAACACCUCCUCCAAAUUACCGCCCCGAAAUUCCCAUCACUCUCUUUAAUAAAUCUCACAAUGCUCUCUUAGAUUCUGGCGCAACUGUCUCUGCUAUCUCUGAAGACCUUUUUAAAAUAUUAAAUCAAAAUUCUGACCCAAACGCAAUUCCCCUCUUUCCCCUCACAGGCAUUCUCUUGACCACGGCACUCAGUCACAAAACAAUUAAAGUAAAAUCUCAAAUCUAUUUAAAUUUUUAUGUUCAAAAUUAUAAAACACACGGUAUAUUUCUAGUUGUUCCCCAAUUGUCUACACCCUUGAUUCUAGGUACCGACUGGUUACUUGAAAACGGGGUGACCAUAGACUACAAUAGCAAGGAAAUCUCCCUCCCCUCUAUCAAAGAUAACAUCCCCUUUAAAUUAAUUCAAGAUAAUGAUCCAAAUAGCUUAGUUAAUUCGUUAAAAAAUAUUAUUGUCACUAAUGAUCCUUUCACCAUGUACGAAGGUCCUUCUCACUUAAUAAAUCAAACCUAUCCAUUCGAAACAGAAAAAAAUAUUGCCCUUAAUGACAUUCCCCUUAAUGAUUCUCAACACAAAUUAAUGACCUCCCUCCUUCAAAAAUAUGAUCACAUUUUCAAAGACAAACCCGGCCUUCACACUUUCUUCUCUUAUAAAUUUAAUAUUAAACCUCAUGACCCCUAUAAAAUUAAACCGUACCCUGUACCCUUCUCUCGUCGUCCCGCCGUACAAAAAGAAAUUGACAAGAUGAUUAAGUGGGGGGUGAUCGAAAGAUCAGAUUCCCCGUACAAUAAUCCCCUUGUUACUGUAAUAAAAGCUGACGGCACACUACGUUUGUGCUUGGACGCUCGUAAAUUAAAUACUAUUAUUCUCCCCACUCGAGACGCUUCCCCCCCAAUCGAUGAUAUCCUAGCAAAAUUUAAUAAUAAAUCCUUUUUCUCUUCUCUUGAUUUUUCCUCUGGCUAUUGGCAAAUCCCACUCGACCCCUCGGUUCGUCAGUACACCAGUUUCCUCUACGACGGAAGGUCCUACCAAUUUUGUGUAGUGCCUUUUGGGUUAAAUAUUUCCAAUGCAGCCUUUGGGAAAGGAUUAGAAGCCGCCCUAAAUAAUUAUACUAGCCCCUGUCCCUCCCCUAAUGACAUUCAUACCUACGUCGACGACAUAUUAGUAUCCUCCCCUUCUUUCGAAACACACCUUGAGACUCUAGAGUGGAUUUUUCACAAAAUCUCUCUAGCAGGCCUCACUCUAAAAUUUAAAAAAUGUCACUUCAAUAAAAAACAAAUUAAAUUUCUCGGUCACUUUAUAUCCCCUACCGGUAUGAUCAUGGACCCCGACAAAGUUAACGCCCUUCAAAAUUUUCCCGAACCUCGUAAUAAAAAAGAUCUCCAAUCGUUUUUCGGCUUCUGUAACUUCUAUCGUAAAUUCUCACAAAAUCAUUCUUCUCUCUUACACCCCCUUUCUCAUCUCAUUUGUAAAGACACCCCCUGGAUAUUCACCGAACAAGAUAAAAUAGCUUUCCAAAAAAUAAAAACUGCUUUCUCCCUUCAAAUAUCAUUAACUCACCCCGAUUUUAAUAUUCCCUUCUAUAAGGCGGAAACGAUCUGGGACCAUUAUUUCCAUUCAAAUGAAGCAAACAAGUCCUUCAGAUACUUCUUAGACUUACCACCGUCCGUAAUCGAAAAAUACAUAGAGAAAGGUGUGAAACCAAGAUUAGCUGAUUUAUAUAAGGGAAUGGGAGUGUACGAAUUUCCAUCAACUGCAAUUAACGAUGGUACACAUUUUAAUUUCAACGGUGAUGUAGCCGCGGAUACGUACCACAAAACGGACAUAGAUGUCAAACUUCUUAAGGAACUGGGUGUUCAAGUUUAUCGAUUUUCCAUGACUCCAACUAGAAUUAUUCCAAUGGCUCAUGACCAUUUACCUGGAAAAGUUGGAAUAGCAUAUUAUAAUAACCUGAUUGACAAAUUAAUCGAAAAUGGAAUCACACCAAUGGUAACGUUGUACCACUAUGAUAUGGGGUUGGAUUACGUCAAAAUUGGAGGACUAACAAACUCGAUUAGCUAUACAUAUUAUACAAAUUAUGCGAGAAUAUGCUUUGAGAAUUUUGGUGAUAGAGUAAAAUAUUGGACAACAACAUCAGACAUCCAUUUGGCAGCUGAAGGAUAUAGUUCUGAGCAUUUUGCUCCUGGUUACCAAGAACAAAUAUUUGGUGGAUAUUCAGAUUAUCAAGUAUUGCACAACUUUAUUAAAGUGAAUGCAAUGGCUUAUAAACUAUACAACGAAGAAUUCAGAGAAAAACAGCAAGGACAAAUAAGUUUAGCCAUAGAUGGAGUUUGGUUCUACCCAAAAGAUCCAAAUAAUCCGGAACAUCAAAAGGCUGCUGAAUGCGCACGAAUUUCAACAUUUGGUUUGGUAGCACAUGUGUUGUCUACGGGACAAUACCCAGAUGCAUUUUUAGAGACUAUUGACAGGACUAACAAACGAGAAAAAAUACGGAUGAACCGUGUCGAACAAUUUACAAAGGAAGAACAAGAAUUAAUUAAAGGGUCAUACGAUUUUAUUGUAUUCAACUAUUAUAAUAGUGUAAAAGUGCGACCAAUGACUGAUGAAGAAAUUGCAAAUGAACUCAAUCUUAAAAGAAGAGAUCGAGGAUAUUUCAUGGAAUUAAAUACCACCACAGAAACUGAAGUUUAUGAAGGAUUUUUAAAUUGCUUAAAAUGGAUAAAUGGAACAAUGAAUAAUCCAAAAAUAUUCAUCGGAGAAAACGGAUUUCCCGAAGAAGAUGGCAUUGAUGAAAGUGAAAAAAAAAUUGCUUACCAUUCUGGUAUUUUAAAUAAAUUACUUGAAGCACUGGAUGAAAACAUAAAUGUUUUUGGAUACUGUGUUUGGUCGUUUCUAGAUACUCUCGAAUUCGCAUUUGGUUAUUGGAAGAAGUUUGGAAUUUAUGCAGUUGACUUUAAUGAUGAAUCCAGACCACGUUCAAAAAAAAAUAGUUUCGCCUUUUUUCAGCAGUUGUUCAGAACAAAGAAAUUACAAAUACAAAACUAG